CUGAACAGACAGUGGCAACCAAUGAGUAGAUCUAGUACUGGAAGGAGUUUUGCAAACAGAGGUUUUCAAGAAAGGAAAUUUGUAGAAGAUUCUACUACACAAAACAGAUGUCUUUGGGGAUUUCCUGGUGCCUUUGGACAAAGUGAGAGUUUUCGAGAAAGAAAAUUUGUAGAAGGUUCUACUACACAAAAUAGAGGUUUUCGGGGAUUUCCUGGUGCCAUUGGACAAAGAGAGAGUGUUAAAGACGAGCAAAGAGACAGACGUCAGGUGCGUGUGUUUCCUGGCUCUAGAGGAAGAGGAGCAUUAGGAGGUCAUGCAGCAGCUUCUGAAGAAUGCCAAGGAGCAACAGGUUCUGAAAAAGUUCCAAAGGUGACUUAUGUGCCCCCGCCUCCACCUGAUGAUGAACAAGCUAUCUUUGCACAUUAUCAGAAGGGAAUUAAUUUUGACAAGUAUGAUGACAGUAUCGUUGAAGUGUCAGGACUUAACCCUCCAGCACCAUUACUGACUUUUGAAGAUGCUAACCUUUGUCACACUUUAAACAUGAACAUUGCUAAAGCUGGAUACUCUAAACUUACUCCAGUGCAGAAAUACAGCAUUCCUAUUAUACUGGCAGGACGGGAUUUAAUGGCAUGUGCCCAGACAGGAUCUGGAAAAACUGCAGCUUUUCUUAUACCAAUUGUGGCCCACAUGAUAAGAGAUGGUGUAGCUGCCAGUUGCUCUAAAGACCAGCAAGAACCAGAAUGUAUUAUUAUCGCACCAACGAGAGAACUGAUAAAUCAGAUCUUUCUAGAAGCAAGGAAAUUUUUGUAUGGAACUUAUAUAAGGCCUGUUGUGAUCUAUGGAGGUACAAAAACAAGCCAUUCAAUUCGUCAGGUAAUGCAGGGCUGUAAUAUACUAUGUGCCACUCCAGGAAGGCUUCUAGACAUCAUUGGAAGAGAGAAGAUUGGUUUGCAUAAUGUGAGGUAUUUGGUGCUGGAUGAAGCGGACCGCAUGCUUGAUAUGGGUUUUGGUUUAGAUAUGAAGAAGCUGAUUUCUUACCCAACCAUGCCAUCAAAAGACAGACGUCAAACACUAAUGUUCAGUGCUACUUUUCCUGAAGAAGUUCGGAGGCUGGUUGGCGAUUUUUUGAAACGUGAUUACUUAUUUGUUGUUGUUGGACGUGUGGGUGGAGCUUGCAGUGAUGUUCAGCAAAAUGUUCUUCAAGUUCCUCAGUAUUCCAAGAGGGAUAAGCUGAUAGAAAUUCUACAAAGCACAGGUAAUGAACGAACCAUGGUCUUUGUGGACAAAAAGAAAAAAGCAGACUACAUUUCAGCCUUUCUUUGUCAAGAACGAAUACGAGCCACUAGCAUCCAUGGAGACAGAGAACAGAGAGAGAGAGAAGCAGCUCUUCAGGAUUUUCGUUCUGGAAAAUGUUCAGUUCUCGUGGCAACUUCAGUGGCAGCAAGAGGUCUGGAUAUUGAAAACGUUAAAUAUGUUAUUAAUUUUGAUCUUCCUCCCACCAUUGAAGAAUAUGUACACCGAAUUGGACGAACUGGUCGUUGUGGAAAUACAGGCAAAGCAGUCUGCUUCUUUGAUGAAAGUACAGAUGGCCAUCUUGCACAGUCUCUAGUAAAAGUGCUUUCAGAAGCCCAGCAGGAAGUUCCUGUUUGGUUGGAAGAAAUUGCUCUUAGUUAUCAAGGAAGAAGAGUCUUUACACCAUUUAAUACCAAAAAGAAUUACAGAGGCAGAGGCUACAUGAACCCAAGAGGAGUGAAGAUGUUGCAUUCUGCAAGUGUGUUUGAUUCAUGGGCGUAAAACUACUUUAGUACCAAACUAGACUAUAUUCACUUGUGCUUGAAGUGAACUGUUGCACUUAACGUUCCUUACUGUUCAGCUUAUGGGACACUUAAUUUUUUAAAGAUUAGCUUGUAUCAUAUGCUAAAGCUUGCAGCAGUGUAUAUGUAUUCUGUUAUGAUGAACCCAGUGAUUACCACAAUGUAGGAAGUCAAAAGCAAUUUUUUAUGGAACACUUCGGUAUUGAGCAUUAAAACUUUCAGUAUGUGUUUGCUUGGUAGCUAAUAUGUUGCUGUAAAAAGAUGAGCGUUUUGCAAGUGUAAAAUAGUAGAUCACUUGAACUUACUACUUGGUUACCAACAUCUUGCAUGAGAAGAUAGUCUUGUGAAAACCUAGUUUGGGAAAGAGCUUUAUGUAUAGGGAUCAUCUAACUUAAUGUUUAUUCCCUUUUGUAACAGGUCAGUUAUGAAAUGUGAAUCUAGUGAUGAGAUGACUUAAUCCUAAGGAUCUGUUAAACACCUUGUAAGCAGUUACUUAAUAAAAGUUUGAAAAGUGCAUAUUGGUGGUUUCUUCUAUAUCAGAUUCACAAAAAAGCCUAUGUCACUGCUGUUUCAUGAACUGGUACUAUUUUGACAUGCAUGGAACAUGUAACUCCAUAUGGAACUAAAGGUCAGUGGCUACAUCCACAACUUAGAAAUACAUGUUUUUACAUGUGUAUCUCAUAUCUCUCUUCAGAGAAAGAUGGAACCCUGUGUUGCUUCUAGUUUAAUGUUUUUGCCUUUGACAGACAAAACUAUUCUGCUGUUUCUUCUUGUGGAAAAGUUUGCUUUAGAACAAGCUUGGUGGCUCAUGUCCAAAAGGGUUUCUGAGACUUGUAGAAGCUCUAGAGGGUAAGCAGCCAUUACCAGAUAAAGGAAACUUCCUUAAAGUUGCUUUUUCUUUGAAAAAAAUUUUUUUCAUUUACCAGCCCAGUGUACUACAAAGAUGCAUAUAAUUUUGUCCCAAAGAAAAAUGGCAGGUCUAUUAAAAUACUGUUAUUUUUUCAGACUGUUUUACUGCUACAUAAUAUGCAAAAAAGUAAAAGAUCUUAAUUGUGUACUUGGAAGUGAGCUGAAGGGAUGGUAUACCUAAACUGGAAUUCACAAGCAGUGGAUGUCUUUAGGCUGGAAGUCUGUGAUUCAGAGUUACAAUAUAAUGGAGAGCAUGACUCCUUUUCCUGACAAGACUCCUUGAGGCCUUGUGCAUCCAUUCUGAAUUUUAGAUAAGAAAUUGAGGGUGCUUUUGGUUAAUGGCCACAACAAAUGCAAGUGAACUGUAGCUUUUGAAGGAAGCUGUACAGCUGAUCUGUUUCUGUAAAAAGGAAAUACUGUUACUGGCCACUUGUGAAGGGAACUUGGCUUAGCUUUGUUUAAAGGACUGCUUAGAUCACUGGAUGUGUUUUGCUUUGUCUCCCAGCUUAUGCCUUUUGAGUUGGCAGGGGGCAGCAGAGGUAGUUCUGUAACUGUCUAAAGAGCUGUUCUGGCCCUGUUCUUAAUCACUUGCACUGAAAGCAAGACAAAAAGGUGUGGUUCUAGAUUGGAGUUAUUGUAGUGUUAUGUCUCAUUUUGCUGCUGGGAAGCUUUAAGUGUUCAAAUUGCUCAACAUCUUCCUUUAGAAGCACCACAUGAAAAACUGAACAUGGUAAAAUUUAAUCUUUAGAGGAGUUGAAGGUACAACUUGUCACACCUGACUAAAGGCUGUAAGUUGAGGUGGGUGCAAAGUAAAGCUGCAGCAAUCUCAGGCUUGCAUUUUAUUUGUAGCAUGGGAAGUAAUGAUCAGAAUAGCACUUUAGUACCUAUUACAAGUUAUCAAA
Phalacrocorax carbo (great cormorant) is the source of this 3625-nucleotide messenger RNA. Lineage: Eukaryota; Metazoa; Chordata; Aves; Suliformes; Phalacrocoracidae. The record is from RefSeq and is a predicted model, not a curated record.